CAGAGGAGCUUUAAAAAUAAUAAUAAUAAUAAUCACAGCAGGAUCUGCGGAGCAAAGACAGUAAUAAAAGCAAAAAGCUGAGCCCAUCACACACAAACCCAACAGAGCCCAAAGCCAAAGGGGGGCUUGCACAUCUCUUCCGUGCUCAAGGAGGGAAGAAGCAUGUCCCGUCUGUCUCUAACACGGUCCCCGGUUUCUCCUCUGGCUGCUCAAGGAAUUCCUCUCCCAGCGCAACUCACCAAGUCGAACGCUCCUGUGCAUAUCGAUGUAGGAGGACACAUGUACACCAGCAGCCUGGCUACCUUGACAAAGUACCCAGAUUCCAGAAUAAGUCGCCUGUUUAAUGGCACAGAGCCUAUUGUCUUGGACAGUUUAAAACAACAUUAUUUCAUUGAUCGCGAUGGUGAAAUUUUCAGAUAUAUAUUAAGCUUCCUAAGGACAUCUAAGCUACUGCUCCCAGAUGACUUUAAGGACUUUAAUCUUUUAUAUGAAGAAGCAAAGUAUUACCAGCUGCAGCCAAUGAUUAAGGAACUUGAGCGAUGGAAACAAGAGAAAGAACAAAGGAAACAUUUCCAGCCUUGCGACUGCUUGGUUGUAAGAGUGACUCCAGAUCUGGGAGAGAGAAUUGCAUUGAGUGGGGAGAAAGCUUUAAUAGAAGAGAUCUUCCCAGAGACUGGGGAUGUCAUGUGCAACUCUGUGAAUGCCGGCUGGAACCAGGACCCUACCCACGUUAUUAGGUUUCCUUUGAACGGGUACUGCCGGUUGAACUCAGUGCAGGUGCUCGAAAGAUUGUUUCAGAAGGGAUUCAGUGUGGCAGCUUCCUGCGGUGGUGGGGUGGAUUCCUCUCAGUUCAGUGAAUACGUGCUGUGUCGUGAGGAUAGACGACCACAACCCACCCCAACCAUCAGAAUAAAACAAGAGCCCCUGGACUAGACCCUACCCCCCUACUCCUUUGUAACCGUAUAAGUGUUUAAUAGUUCCUUAUGUGAAACACUAAGAAUUUGGAAAACAGUAUUAGCAAACAGAUUUUGACUUUAAGUUGCCAAUUAGUGGUAUUCUGAAACUACCUGUCACAUAGCCAGCCAUGAAAUGCAUUUGAAAAAACACUUGUCCGUUUUUCACGAUGGAAUUCCUCAAUGUGCUCAGCAUACUAGGCCUGCUGGGGAUGUACUUUGGGCUGAACAGGGGUAGUGGUGGUGGAAAAGGCAAAGCUUCAUCAGCCACUGGCCCUAGGUUGGACUUGUGAAAGAUCAGUUAAAACAAUUUGAAUAGAUCAGCAGGGGAAGCAGUUCCAACAGCCUUUCCAGCUGUACCCCAAUGCUGUGACGCCAUGGAAGCAGGAGCCUCCAAGAGGAAGAUGAUUCCCUAAAAACUGCACUGAGUAUCUUCCCUGACUGCCACACCUCCUUCAUAUCAGAUGUGGUUUACACCUCCAUACAUGACGUGACACUUCUGUGAUUGUACUCGCUCGUACUAGCAAAUGGCUUAUUUUUAUACUACAUUUUCAACAGAAACAUCUCCUUGUGGAUAGAUUCCAGAAUCUGAAAAGGACCAAUUUAUAGUCAACUGGUGCUCUGUACUAAAAAUACCCACACGAAACAAAAAAAAGUGACAAAAAAAUUGACAAGGCCAAUUUUGGCAAUUUUUGCAAAAGUAGGGAUCUGGAAGCACAAAACAAAAUGCCAGCUGCCAUCCCACUAGGAUCGCAUACCCAUCAUGGAGCUGUAGUUCUCUUAAAGCCAGACUUGUUUUGACUCAGAAACUGCUAAGUUUGGCAUCAUCAAAGCAGCAUGGUUCUGCCAAGCAAGCUCUGCCAUCCCUUGUUAAUCAUUACUGACCAUGUUGUAAGCCUACAUUUAGGAGGAAGUGUUAAGAAUCUUAGACUAGCCUACUGGUUUUGCAAAAUUACUAUUAUUUGUAAUUUUGCAAAACUAUGUUAAACCCCUCUCUACUGCCCGAUGAGAGCCAGACAUGCUUGUUUAGAUUCGUUUCCCUCUUACUUUAAACUAUUAUUAAAACACAGUUUGGUAGCUGCCCCCUACCUGUAAUUUUGUCUAUCAAAGCAGGCUGUCUGCAGGAGGUGACCGCUCCUUCCAUAAAUUGUAUCAACUCUGACUCACAGGACUUCCUAACUCAGGAGACAGCAUCAGGUCUGCAGGUGCAAGGUUAUAAAUAGCAUUCUGCUAAAUCCUGUUGAUUGCUGUUUGGCAUGAUUGGGUCCUCAGUAACUAAGUCAUGUGUUAAUCACAGUUUAGUUUCUCCCACAUUAAUUUAUAGAAUACUGUUGUAGAUGCUGAAUUUUAAUGAAACUCUUCUUAGAUGCAUAAAUACAGCCAGAUAGAACAAGGGACAGAGUAUGAAGUGGUCAAAAAUUCCUUAAUGCCAAUUGAUCACAAUCAGGCAAAAUGAAAAAAGAAUCAUUUUUUAACACUAAUAUAAUGAGCUGUACUGACUGCCCAAGGGACAAUCUAGGCAGGGGUCUAAUUUUUGGAAGAGGGCUGGAUACCUGUCCAUGGAAAAUCAGACCUCUGCAGGUUUCCUCACCUUGAUUGCCCAACUCAGCAAUCUCGCAGUCAGUCAGUGUUAGCCUGCUAGCUUAGCCAAACAGUUUGAGCACAUCUGUCUACUUCAAAAGAGUUGUAAAGUUAUUUUAUUUUGUGGUUUUAUACUUGUAUGACAUUCUAAAGUUGCUAGGCAUUGCCAUAUCUGAAUAUAUGGCACAACAUUCACCGUUGUAUGUAAGAUAUCUGUAGAAUUGUAUAUUAUACAUUUAAUAUUGUAAAGAACUUAACGUAUAAUUGUCAUGUAUUUGUGUAUGCACAUUUCUCAUACAGUAGUUCAUGCCAUAAACAUUUCUGUAAAGUAAGUGAUCAAAAAUAAGCAAGUAGGGUGGAACACUCACUGCAUCUCCCAUGUUUAAAAGACGUGAGAGUUUUCGAUUGCAUCACCUCUGGCCUUUGCUCCAUUCAGCUCAAUGUAGCCAGGUCUUACAAAGAGGAAGAAAAAGUGUUUUAUUUAUUACUUUCAUACAUUGAAUUCACUUUGAGUUCAGAGUAUCCUUAAAUAAGCUGUUUAGCUUCUUGUUUUAAUCCUGCAUACACUUAAUGUCUUGCCCUCCUGGACAGGGAGGUUUGUGGUUGGUUGUUUUUUCUUCAGAUUGAUGUUUUUUACCCUGUGUUUCUUUAGAGCUCAAUAAAGCAGCUCUAGUGAUUUGGGCAGCUUGCUAAGGUGGCAUUGGAAAGGGUUCCAGGCUGCGCCAGCCAAGUUAAAUGUGAACUUGAGAUGGAAAGUUUGAGCCAUGACAUCACAGCAUUGACUGCAAAAUAGCACUAAGGCAAAGAAGACAUGUGGAAACAAUCACUUGGAUAGAAGAAAUACGCCUUUAAAAAAAAGUUAAGCUAGGACAUGUUCUUUUAGUUAGUAACUUCAGGUCACUUAUUUAAAGUUUAUUACAGUUUCUUUUAUAUCUUUUUUUACUUAUUUCCCUAUAUUUUUAGGCAGCAAUAGCAGCAAAAACUGAUACGAAUUUUUACUUCUGGCCUUAGACCGUAGCAACAUAACUUAAGAACAUUGCUCAGCAUUGCUAAAACGGGUUUUAGAACACCCCAGCAAGCCCAGCGAAGGCUAAAAAACCAUGGAGGCCAAGAAGCAAACGUAGCCAGGCUUCUCGCCCAACUCAGCUGCACAAAACAGUCCCAAUUCUCCAUUGCUGAGACCUGAACCUGUGGCUGGAAGAACCUGGGUCUUCACUAGCACUUCCCAUACACUUCCCACCGCUGUGCUCCUGUGUCUCGGAAGGAACGCGAGAGAGAAAAUGUUCUGUUGUGCUUCUCAAACUGACAACUGCUGAGUGUGUUCAUUCACUGUAUUAACAGCAUCAAGGUUUGAUGACAAUUUUAUUAGACGUUUGGCAAAGGAUAAGGAUCAGCACAACAAAACACUGAAGUAUUUGGGUUUAAUAUUUCUUUGAGGGUAUUCUGUUAAUACUUUAAUGCAAAAUGUUCCUGAACAGUGCUCAAGAACGACAAGACAAUGUGAAUUCCUGUUUGAUAAAUUAAUACUGUAUGUUACUCGAUGUGUUACUUUAGUAAAUUGUUUUAUUUCUUUAUAAAAUAAGUACAAAUAAGGGAGUAUGUUUUCACACAAGUUGGGGAUAUUUACGAAUAUGUACAUAAAUCAUCAAAAUAACGUAAUUCUAAUAAACACAAGGCCUUUAUAAACAACAUGUACAAAUUAUCAAUAAAUUUAAAACAUAAUUUUA
Melopsittacus undulatus (budgerigar) is the source of this 4261-nucleotide messenger RNA. It is a transcript of the gene KCTD15, whose product is annotated as potassium channel tetramerization domain containing 15. The record is from RefSeq and is a predicted model, not a curated record. Gene Ontology annotation, biological process: protein homooligomerization. Lineage: Eukaryota; Metazoa; Chordata; Aves; Psittaciformes; Psittaculidae. Gene Ontology annotation, molecular function: protein binding. The coding region runs from base 163 to 933 and encodes 256 amino acids. The transcript is spliced from 5 exons.